UAAAUUCUUACCUUGACUUGCUGUUGCUUAGUAAUCGUGCCUGCGAUUGCUGCUUGACAUGAUCUUUCUUUGGCUGUUAUUGUGGUUUUCGGUGCUCAAAUUCUACCGGGUGUUUAUUAGAUAGAGGCUUCGGUUUGGUUGGUCACAGGUGCAGACUAGCCUAACUUUCGAGAAAGCCAAAGCCUUGCGCCUAGAAUGAUUACAAGCUUAAGGCUAGGCCAUUACAACCUAACACCCCUCCAGCAAGAUAGCAACUAACGGCCGCUAGAGGCAAGUAUAAUAUACACACCACUAAAAAAGCCUUUCAUCUUCCAACACGUGGCUGACCAGUGGAAACGUUUGUUGUGAUUCUUGAAGACGGCCCAACAAUGGUGCUGCCUCACAUCACUGUUGAAGACACCCUUGCAGCACUGGGGCAUUGCCUCCCCCUCCGUGUAGGCCAUAUCCGGCAUGUCCCACACAAUGAAGAGGCAGGCCAAAUCCGGCCUGUCCCACACAAUGAGGAGUUAGCCCUGGCAGGCCUGAGAAGAGCGCGCAAGAUGCCCUGCCCAUGCUGAAACUCACUGACUAAUGUCGACGGCCUGCAUGUUGCAUUGCCACAUGUUGCUGCACCCCAUGUGUAUCACAAUGAAUACCCAAGCUACCAGAUGUCGUCCCUGUUUGUUUCAGCUUCAGGGCAGUUUUUUGACUAAAAAAAGCUAAAACAAACAGCUAUUUUAGAACAAUUGUACUGUUUCGGGCUAUUUUCAGUGUAACAGCUCAAAGCAUGUUUUGGUGUACUUCACAGCCAAAGCUGUUUCCCUUGCCCCUCCAACAUUUGGUGUUUGGUCGUAAUUAUGUCAUAAAGGCCACAACAGGCAUGAUCUAUUUUCCCCCUUCGCCCCCCUCCUCGUGAAACAUAGCGUUUUCACCAGCUCACAGUCGUUUCCGCAGCUACAUUUUUUUGCCUAACAACUAACCUUCACUACAGCUGUUUCCUCAGCACAGCAGUUUUGCCAGCACAGCAAGUCCACAGCUGAAUCUGUCGAAACUGAAGCCCAAACAAACUCGUCAUCUGCAUUGCCUGAAGCUGAUGCAGAUCAGCUUUCAUCCUUGCACCGCCGGCGCAGAGGAUAGGUUGGCUGCUCUUAAGUCCAAGGACAAGGAACAAGGGGCAGGCACUGCAAAGCCUGAUCCCAACACCGAGGUUCUUUUCUUAUGCAGCUAUGAUGGCUGUGGGAAAACUUUUGUUGAUGCAGGUGCUCUUAGGAAACAUGCCCAUGUGCAUGGGGAGAGGCAGUAUGUGUGUCACUACGAGGGAUGUGGGAAGAAAUUUUUAGAUAGCUCUAAGUUGAAGAGGCAUUUUCUUAUUCAUACAGGCGAGAAGAACUUCGUCUGCCCUCAUGAAGGUUGUGGCAAGGCUUUCUCAUUGGAUUUUAAUUUAAAGGCACACAUGAAAACCCAUUUUGCGGAUAACUAUCAUAUGUGCCCAUACCCAGAAUGUGGUCGAAGAUUUACACAGGAAUCUAAACUAAGGGCUCAUUUCAGGGCACAACAUGAGAAGUUUGGUGCGCAGAACCUAGGUGGGCCUGUAAUGAACCCAGGUGGGCCUCAUAACACAUUGAAAUCUCCCGUAACACCGCCAGUUCCCUCAGCUGAUCGUCCGUAUGUUUGUCCUUAUGAUGGGUGUGGCAAGGCGUAUAUUCACGAGUACAAACUUAACCUCCAUUUGAAGAAAGAACAUCCUAAUCACUAUUCAAAUGCUGGUGCUCAAGCUGGUUCGUCGAGGGGCACCGUGUCGAAGAAUUCCCGUAGAAGUAAGCCGAACCUCAUGACUAGCAUGCCGCUCGCCAAGAUCCCUAAGCGCAACGGAUAUACGGUGCCAUCAUCUUCAGUUGUCACUGUCCCUGAGGAGCAUCAGUGGCCAAGGAAGGUAUUGUAUGAAGCCGAUAGUGAGGAGACCGAGGAAGAGGGAGAUAACAUGGAGGAGGGGGGAUUGGGAUAUAGGGCUGGUAGCGGCGACGAUGAUGAUGAGACGGAGGAAGAAGAAUGAGAGCUAUGGGUUGCUGUGCUCAUAGCCGGACUGGAUUAUAGUUUUGCAUAUACAUGUAACAAUACAUAUUAUGGGUGGCUAGUUAGGUAAGUAGAAAUUUAUGGGUUUCAUACUUGCAUGUAGGCGUCUCAUUGUAAGGUCUCGUUGUAAGGAUAUUAAUUAACUUAUCUCUACUCCUAA
Molecule: messenger RNA, 2212 nt
Organism: Hordeum vulgare subsp. vulgare (domesticated barley)
Lineage: Eukaryota; Viridiplantae; Streptophyta; Magnoliopsida; Poales; Poaceae
Product: zinc finger transcription factor YY1
Exons: 5
Coding region: 1073-2032 (319 amino acids)
Biological process (GO): regulation of transcription by RNA polymerase II
Cellular component (GO): PcG protein complex; transcription regulator complex
Molecular function (GO): RNA polymerase II cis-regulatory region sequence-specific DNA binding; DNA-binding transcription factor activity, RNA polymerase II-specific
Source: RefSeq, a predicted model, not a curated record